This is a messenger RNA of Nylanderia fulva, 1843 nucleotides long. RefSeq lists its product as uncharacterized. Gene Ontology annotation, molecular function: phosphatase binding. The record is from RefSeq and is a predicted model, not a curated record. Gene Ontology annotation, biological process: negative regulation of phosphatase activity. Lineage: Eukaryota; Metazoa; Arthropoda; Insecta; Hymenoptera; Formicidae.
AAUAAAUAAUGCUCUAUAGAAGAAUAUGUAUAAAUAUAUUUUUUUAGAAUCCUAAUUUUAGAAUAUAUCUUGAAUUCUGCGUGAAUUAUAAUAAUACACAUUAUGUGAUAUUGUUUCAUGGGUAUAUAAUAACAUAUUCCUAUACAAUUUGAUAAAAACUAAAUCAUAAAUCCAUAACAUGUGUAAAAGAUCUGAGCAUUCUAAUUUUUGAGUAAUACCAUCAUAUUUAAAGUAUAUAUGUAUAUGUAUAUAUACACAACUGUGUAUAUGUCUAGCUUCCUAGAAUCAAUAAUUCUGUUAUACCUUCACUGUGUACUAGAUUAGAAGAACAUGUCAAUUUCUAGAAACCUGAUAACCUGAAAAUCUAUUAUAAAAUUAUAAAGAAAGUUGUAUUUUUAAUAAUAUGACAUCUAGAGAUGGGUGAAAGAUAUUUUUCAUGGGAUGAAAUUUCGGAGGGAUUAAUUUUAUUUGGAGUGACAAAGGCAGAAGAUGAAGAUAAGAGACGAAAGAAGCAAGCUGUUGCUGAUCAUGCCUCGGAAAUUUAUUGUCCACAUGCGUAUUUAAUUCUGAGCUAUCAGGAAACAUUGAAUGACAGUGAAAAGAUAAAAUUUCGGAAGCAUUACCUGAGAAAAGUGGCGCCGAAUGAACCAGAUGUUAUUAUUUUGCAAGAUAUCAAAGAUCUCGUCCUCUUUUUGCUCAUAACGCCCGUCAGUUCCCAAUUCAUAAACUUCUUUCACCUGCCGAUCGUUGAUCGAUUUUUAAGGGCGUUGAUCAUCUAUUUCCAACACUAUGUAGAGAUAUGGGAAGACUUGAUGCAGGAGCGAGCGGCUACCAUGAAAAAGGCGCCGAAUCCUUUGGCGCGUGGACAUAGAUCCAGAUAUGCUGAAGAGCUACGAGCCCUUCGAUGUGUCUUGGGUAGGGAAUAUGCAGAUUUAAUAUUGGGUUGCCAGAACGGACCGCAGUAUCAUCAUAUGAUGGCUGGCAAGAAACGGACGAUCACGCAAUCGCAGGGUGAGAAAGAUCUAAGGAUCUUCGAAACUUUGAUAAGCACAGCUCAUCGAGUAGUAUGGAUAGCGUUGCAACGCAAACAUUACAAUUUAAUCGAACUAGAAUUGCAUAGACUACUUCGAACCGAGGCGUACAAUAUUGCACAAAGGCAAAGCGGUAGUCGACUUAUUCUGGAUAUGCUGCAUGAUGAUAUUCAUAUAUUGCAUGGCCCUAAAAUGGCAUUAAAAAGUCGAUUACUCCGAAACUCCCCUUUACCUCACGAAUUGAUGUAUACGGAUUGCGAUUAUCGUCUCCUAUCAUUAGGAAUAGUUGACAUCGACAUGCACGACCCGAAAAUUGUUUAUCUAAAGAACGCUCUUCUUAUUGAAGAGGAAAUGUUAUCUCAAUUAGGAAUUAGAGUAGGCAUACUGGGUUACAAUCGUUCGGAUUACGAUAUAAUGUUAAUGCCAAAUGAAGUGGAGGAGGAGCCGACAGUAGAACCGACAGAAAUUAAUUCGUUUGAUAAGAAAAUGUUAGAAACGCGAAAAAGUGUUCCUAUGGAUAAACUCUCUGAACAAAUUCAAGAAAUUGAAAAAUUUCGGCAGCCUUUCUGUAAGGUUGAAUCAAUCGAGGAAUUUCCAGUGAAAGAACUCAAGAUAUCAUCAGAGAAAUAUGACAAAAUUCGUCAAGCAGCCCGAAAAAAGUGGGUUCUUCGAGAAAUAAAACGGCGCGAACAUAAAAUGCUUGAUACUUUUUCUAUAGCAACCACUAUAGAUUAGAAUAUUAAAAUAGAACAAAAUAAGUGUGCAUAGAAUGUACCGAAAAUGUAAAAAAAAAUUAAAAAAAAUAAUAAAAA